Molecule: messenger RNA, 3589 nt
Organism: Helianthus annuus (common sunflower)
Lineage: Eukaryota; Viridiplantae; Streptophyta; Magnoliopsida; Asterales; Asteraceae
Product: alpha,alpha-trehalose-phosphate synthase [UDP-forming] 1
Exons: 18
Coding region: 678-3437 (919 amino acids)
Biological process (GO): trehalose biosynthetic process
Cellular component (GO): cytosol
Molecular function (GO): alpha,alpha-trehalose-phosphate synthase (UDP-forming) activity
Source: RefSeq, a predicted model, not a curated record
UUUUAUUCUAAAAUAUUAUUAUUUUAUAAACUAUUUAAUAUUUUCUUUACUUUUUUUGAACCACAAAGAAUCUUACGUGUAAACUCACCUUACUCAAGGCUAUGUUCAAGGUCGACUCCUCGACCGCUAUGAGACCGUACCCCCUAAUGCGCGCGAACCGGAUGGAAUCCGUAAACCCUUAACUCCGUCAGGUUCAAACCCGAGAUUAGAGCACCGAUUCGUUAUUUCACUCAGAUAUCUCCCGAAAAUGACGCAACCUAUAUCUCCACUACGUAGGAUAGGCCUUUUGACCACUAGACCAAUAUCUCAAUGAUAUUUUCUUUAUUUAACCUGAUUAAAAAUAAGUGGAAAAUAUAUAUAAGUUGCUGAUGAUAUCUAUCUAUCUCCAAUUAUUGAUGAUCUUAGCUAGCUGCAUGGGGGUUGAGAUAUAGACCUUGUAAAGCUUACACGAGGAUCCAACUGUUCCCUCUUCUUUCUCCCAUCAUCAUGCCUUUUCUCUGCCACCCAAACGCUCCCUCUCUUCCUUUCUCUCUCUCUAACCCCCAAUUCAACGGCUGGGAUUGGAAAUCCUACAUCCGCUGAUCUAACCAAUCAUUCACUUCAACAAAAUGACUCUACUUUGAACAACUGCUUUGGGAAUAUUGUCCACUUCUGUUGAAGUUGGUUAGAAAACAAACAUGCCCGGAAAUAAGUACAACAACAACAACAACAACAACAACAACGCCAACUCAUCGUCGGUUCCAUCAAGUCGAAUAGAGAGACUUUUAAGAGAAAGAGAGCUGAGAAAGAACAGUAGAGCUUCAUAUUCUAAUGAGUCAAGCGCUAAUGACGGCGUUGAUUCUAGUGAUAACUUGUUGGAACAGUAUCUAGAGGGAGCAUCCGCUGCACGUGACGGUUGGGAGAAACCGGAUGGUGGGCUUUUUACGCAACGGUUAUUGGUUGUUGCUAAUAGAUUGCCGGUUUCUGCUGUCAGAAGAGGUGAAGAAAGUUGGUCGCUUGAAGUUAGCGCUGGUGGUCUAGUCAGCGCGCUCCUCGGUGUUAAGGAGGUUGAAGCAAAAUGGAUCGGAUGGGCAGGUGUAAAUGUGCCCGAUGAGCCUGGGCAACGAGCACUGACUAAAGCAUUGGCGGAAAAGAGGUGUAUACCGGUGUUUCUUGAUGAAGAAGUGGUGCAUCAAUAUUACAACGGUUACUGUAACAACAUAUUGUGGCCACUUUUUCAUUACCUCGGUCUUCCACAAGAAGACCGUUUGGCAACAACAAGAAGCUUCCAAUCACAAUUUGCAGCGUACAAGAAAGCAAAUCAAAUGUUUGCGGAUGUGGUAAACGAACAUUACGAAGAAGGUGAUGUUGUUUGGUGCCAUGAUUACCAUCUUAUGUUUCUUCCAAAAUGUCUGAAAGAUCACAAUAGUAACAUGAAAGUCGGUUGGUUUCUUCAUACACCGUUUCCGUCUUCUGAAAUUCAUAGGACGUUGCCUUCUCGUUCUGAGCUUUUACGUGCUGUUCUUGCUGCUGACUUGGUUGGUUUCCAUACGUAUGAUUAUGCAAGACACUUUGUUAGUGCUUGUACGCGUAUACUUGGACUUGAAGGUACUCCUGAAGGUGUAGAGGAUCAAGGGAGACUCACUCGUGUUGCUGCGUUUCCAAUUGGUAUAGAUUCGGAUCGCUUUAUUCGUGCACUUGAAAAUCCGCAAGUUCAAGAACAUAUGAAAGAACUGAAAGAGAGAUUUUCCGGUAGAAAGGUAAUGUUAGGUGUUGAUCGGCUAGAUAUGAUCAAAGGGAUUCCGCAAAAGAUACUUGCAUUCGAGAAGUUUCUAGAAGAGAAUCAAUAUUGGCGUGAUAAAGUGGUUUUGUUACAGAUUGCCGUACCAACAAGAACAGAUGUUCCCGAGUAUCAGAAACUCACAAGUCAAGUCCAUGAAAUUGUCGGCCGGAUAAAUGGAAGAUUCGGGUCACUCACAACUGUUCCAAUUCAUCAUCUGGACCGAUCUCUGGAUUUUCAGGCUUUAUGUGCGCUAUAUGCCGUCACUGAUAUAGCAAUUGUCACAUCUUUGAGGGACGGAAUGAAUCUUGUCAGUUACGAGUUUGUUGCAUGCCAAGAUGCCAAAAGGGGGGUGCUCAUUUUAAGUGAGUUUGCGGGUGCGGCACAGUCCCUUGGUGCAGGGGCUAUUCUUGUAAACCCAUGGAACAUAACUGAAGUUGCAGCUUCAAUAGGCCAAGCGUUGAAUAUGAGUGCUGAAGAAAGAGAAAAACGUCAUCGCCACAACUUCUUACAUGUCACAACCCACACUGCUCAAGAAUGGGCCGAAACUUUUGUAAGUGAACUGAACGACACAGUAGUUGAAGCACAACAAAGGACUAGACAAGUUCCACCACCACUGCCCAUUGAAGAGGCUAUCGAGCGUUAUUUGCAGUCAAGUAAUCGGUUAAUCAUACUGGGAUUCAGCGCUACAUUAACCGAACCGGUUGAUACUCCCGAUAGGCGUGGAGGUGAUCAGAUUAGAGAAAUGGAUCUUAAAUUGCACCCGGAGUUAAAAGAAUCACUGACGAAGCUUUGCGAUGAUCCACAUACAACCGUUGUUGUCCUCAGUGGAAGUGACCGAAGCGUAUUGGAUGAUAACUUUGGUGAGUUCAACAUGUGGUUGGCGGCUGAAAAUGGAAUGUUCCUGCGGUCCACUAAAGGAACAUGGAUGACAACUAUGCCCGAGCAUUCGAAUAUGGAAUGGGUCGAUAGCGUAAAGCAUGUCUUUGAGUACUUCACCGAACGAACACCUCGAUCGCAUUUCGAGCUCCGGGAGACAUCACUCGUUUGGAACUACAAGUAUGCAGAUGUUGAAUUUGGGAGGCUUCAAGCCAGAGACAUGCUGCAGCAUUUGUGGACGGGCCCGAUAUCCAAUGCAUCCGUUGAUGUUGUACAAGGAAGCCGCUCUGUUGAGGUUCGAGCAGCUGGUGUAACUAAGGGUAUCACAAUCGUUCGUAUAUUAGGGGAGAUAGUUCAUAGCAAAUCCAUUUCAUCCCCGAUUGAUUAUGUCCUAUGUAUCGGCCAUUUUCUAGGGAAGGAUGAAGAUAUUUACACCUUUUUCGAGCCCGAGCUUCCCUAUAACGGCAUGGGUAUUCCACGACCCAAACUAAAUGAUACUGCAAAGGGUCCCGGAGACAAAAAGCUCGGUAAAAGCGGGUCAAAAACAUCGCAAAAGCAACGGGCACCUCAAAGUUUAGAUAAUAAGCGAACAACUAACAAUAACAGAAAUAACGUUUUUGAAAAUGGUGGAAAGCGGUCAUCCGUGUCUGCGGACAAGGUAUCGUGGAAUGUUUUAGAUCUGAAAGCAGAUAACUAUUUCUCGUGUGCUGUCGGAAGGACACGCACAAACGCGCGCUACCUUUUACAGUCGUCGGAUGAUGUGGUUGCGUUUUUGAAAGAUCUUACUCAAGCUUCUUGAAUACAUGUAGGAGUAUAGCAUGCUUGUUAUAAGUCCUUUAUUGUAGGAGUAUUAUUUUUUCUGUUACUAAUAUCAUGUGUUCAAAUUCUAACUGUGGAAUGCCAGCUAUUUUGUUGAAUAAUAUGCAUGUGAAAGAUUGAUGAUUGAUGUGA